Mytilus californianus (California mussel) is the source of this 417-nucleotide messenger RNA. Its product is annotated as four-domain proteases inhibitor-like. The record is from RefSeq and is a predicted model, not a curated record. Gene Ontology annotation, biological process: multicellular organism development; cell differentiation. Gene Ontology annotation, molecular function: protein binding. The coding region runs from base 78 to 386 and encodes 102 amino acids. Lineage: Eukaryota; Metazoa; Mollusca; Bivalvia; Mytilida; Mytilidae. The transcript is spliced from 5 exons.
UGAAGUUGUGUAUUGUUUUGUUUGCUUUAUUUGCUGUUGGGUUGUCCCUUGACCCAAACUGCCUGAGAGCAUGUCCUAUGAUUUACAUGCCAGUAUGUGGCAGUGAUGGAAAAACAUAUUCAAACAAAUGUGUGAUGGGAUCAGCAUCUUGUGAGAUGAAAACAGAACUUACAGUAGUAAGCAGCGGUCCUUGUGUUGUUGCCACGACACCUGCUCCAACACAAGCCCCUAAGAUAGACACACAGUGCCUCCGAGCUUGUCCAUUCAUUUAUUUCCCUAUCUGCGGAAGUGAUGGAAGAACAUAUGGUAAUACUUGUGAAAUGGAAGCAGCUGCUUGCAUGGCAAAGACUACAUUGACAAUGGUAAAACAAGGUCCAUGUCCAUAAACAAUAAACUGAUAUAGAUUUACUAUUUAUU